CUCUCUUUGGUUUCCGGUGCGCGAGAGUUUUGCCACUUUGCCAUGUGGAGUGGGAUCAGUCCCAAAGGCAGGAGGAAGAGGAUGGCUGCCUCCACUGUCUAUGCUGGCACUAGUGUGCCUUAGGACCAACCAGAAGGUAUCGGGAUAAUAUCUCUGUGAGAUAAACAGCUAUGGUUCAUAUGACACUGGCAAGAAAGGGGAGAAUUGGUUGAAUGAUUGUGUCCUGCCAGGAUGGGCAAAAUUAGACCUAAAGAAACACAAACUCCAUCAGACAACUCUGCGGCUAAACUGGAGAAUCAUGGAAAACAGCACAGGAAGAAGAGAAAGCUAAAAAAGAAAUUAAAAAAGAAAAUCAAAGAAGUGGAGAAGAAAUUGCAAAAAGACUCCAAGCCAACAGCCGAGUUGCCUCCAAAAACCCCUCAGGAGGUUUCAGCUAACUGGAAGGCCUUGCAGGAGCUUCUCAGACAGAAUGCUGCCGUUUUGAAUUCCACUGCACCCAACGAAAGCUCCAAGAAAAGAAAUGGAACCAGAGCAGGAGGAAUUGUCUCCCAAGUCAAGGGAACAGGGACAGUGCUGACCCCCAAGCCUACAGAGAAAGCCCAGAAGAUCUGGGCUGACAUACUCACUCAGCCUGGACAAACAAAAUCUGAAAACAACAUACACAGAAAGAACAUGCCUCUGGCCCAGGGGAACAGAAAAGAGCGCAAGGGAGGCAAACGAAGGGCCAGUGAUGAGAAAGAACACAGGGCUGUUAAGCAGAAAUGGCGGGAAGAGGAAGAGCCAGGAGAGGCCCAGCCAGCAGACAUCUGGUUUGAUGAUGUUGAUCCAGAUGAUAUUGAAGCUGCCUUGGGACCAGAAGCAGCCAAGGUGGCCCGGAAAAAUCUCGGCAUCCGGGAGAAGAGACCCGAGCAGCUGUUAGGCCAGGUGCUGGAGAAAGAGAGAGCUUUUGAAGGUCUGACGAAGGCGGUGGCCAUGGACUGUGAAAUGGUGGGUGUGGGACCUGAAGGUGAAGAGAGCAUUGUGGCCCGUGUGUCCAUUGUGAACCUCUUUGGCAAGUGUAUUUACGACAAGUACAUCAAGCCGACAGAAAAGGUGACGGAUUACAGAACAGCUGUCAGUGGGAUUCGGCCAGAGCACUUGAAGGCAGGUGAAGAUUUUAAAGUUGUUCAAAAGGAGGUGGCCAGUAUCCUGAGAGGACGUAUCUUAGUUGGGCAUGCUCUUCACAAUGACUUGAAGAUUCUGUUUCUUGACCAUCCAAAAAAGAAAACCCGGGACACCCAGAGAUACAAACCUUUCAAGCAGCAAGUUAAGAGUGGGAGACCGUCCCUGAAACUGCUGUGUGAGAAACUGCUGAAUGUGAGAGUGCAGACAUCAGAGCACAGUUCGAUUGAGGAUGCCCAGGCAGCAAUGAGACUGUACACCAUGGUGAAAAAGGACUGGGAAGCAUCACUCAAAGAAAAUUCAAAGACCAAGAAAGAAUGAGCCAGCUUCUUCAGCUUUGUGCUCCUUACUGGACUCCCCCAUUCCCCUGUGCUGACUGGAGAAAAAGCAUGGAGAACUUUAUAGUUGUUCUCUUUAUUCCAAAUUACGUGUCAUACAGAAAUUCAUCUGAAGUAUCAACCUUUUGUGUCGCCCUGUGGGCAGAACAUUGGGAGACUCUCAUGUGGACUGACAAUCAUAUGUAUGGACAUACAGUUUUUCAAAUAUAGUUUUCUUAUCUGCAGUAUUAUUAACUGA
This is a messenger RNA of Sceloporus undulatus (fence lizard), 1737 nucleotides long. RefSeq names its product REX4 homolog, 3'-5' exonuclease (gene REXO4). The transcript has 11 exons. Gene Ontology annotation, biological process: rRNA processing; DNA catabolic process. Lineage: Eukaryota; Metazoa; Chordata; Lepidosauria; Squamata; Phrynosomatidae. Gene Ontology annotation, molecular function: 3'-5' exonuclease activity; nucleic acid binding. Gene Ontology annotation, cellular component: nucleus. The record is from RefSeq and is a predicted model, not a curated record. The coding region runs from base 232 to 1482 and encodes 416 amino acids.